This is a messenger RNA of Triplophysa dalaica, 2134 nucleotides long. It is a transcript of the gene rab43, whose product is annotated as RAB43, member RAS oncogene family. NCBI's taxonomy places the organism in Eukaryota, Metazoa, Chordata, Actinopteri, Cypriniformes, Nemacheilidae. The transcript is spliced from 3 exons. The coding region runs from base 153 to 779 and encodes 208 amino acids. Gene Ontology annotation, molecular function: GTPase activity; GTP binding. Gene Ontology annotation, cellular component: trans-Golgi network. The record is from RefSeq and is a predicted model, not a curated record.
CACGCAACUGCGCAUGGCGCCCCACACCUGAUGUCUUCCGCAUUGGCACGUUACAGGUGUUGUGUGUGUUUCUCCACGUCAGACACUGUUGUUGUUUUCAUCAUCAACGUCACAUAAGCCUCAGUUGUUGGGUGAUCGCUGACUGCACAGAUAUGUCAUUACAAGAGUCCGAGGACAGCUACGAUUUCGUCUUUAAAAUCGUUCUGGUUGGUGAUGUCGGUGUCGGGAAAACUUGUGUGGUUCAGCGGUUUAAAACCGGUAUAUUCAUCGAGAAACAGGGAAACACGAUCGGAGUGGAUUUCACCAUGAAAACGCUGGAAAUUCAAGGGAAGAGAGUGAAGUUACAGAUUUGGGACACAGCUGGACAGGAGCGGUUUCGCACCAUCACACAGAGUUACUACCGCAGUGCCAAUGGUGCCAUCAUCACUUAUGACAUCACAAAAAGAGCCACCUUUAUGUCUGUGCCCAAGUGGAUGGAGGAUGUAAAGAAAUACGGUGGAUCCAACAUCGUUCCUCUUUUAAUCGGUAAUAAAUCAGAUUUGACUGACAUGCGUGAAGUGUCGACGGAGGACGCACAGACCAUGGCUCACCAGUUGGAUUUCGUUAAUGCCAUCGAGACUUCAGCCAGGGACUCUGUUAAUAUAGAAGAGGCGUUUAACAAAAUGGCCAACGAGCUCAUCCUCAGACAUGGCGGGCCCAUGAUCAAUGAAACCGUUACAGACAGCUUCAAACUGAACAGCAAAGACGUGAGCGGCGAGGGCUGGGGGUGUGGCUGUUGAUAUCUGCCUUUUCGUGAAGCAAUAAACGCUUUGGUCAUUACCCAUCCAGUCAUGUAAGUCAGGUACUAUCACAUAGUGCUUGUUUAAUGCAUUUCCAGAAGGAUAAACUGAAGUGAUUCAGAUUAUGCACAGGACAAGGGAACAUUCUGUGAUGGUUAAUAAAAAGCGUUUCCAUCUGGUUUCUAAUCCUGGUUAAACUGUGAAGACACUGGCUGGACGCAGUUGUCAUUAAUAAGGGCAAAAUUCUCAUGGGGUCACAUGACUUGAUGCACAAUGCAGAUCUAUUUUGUAAAAUAAUUUUCUUGAUGAUUUAGAUUUGAAUGUUUGAAUUUAACAAUACAUUCACAUAAAUGCAUAUAAAGCUAUUACUAAAAUGCAGUUGAUGCAAUUCAUUGUUUAGAAGGACAUUGAGUGUUCAUUCCUGCCAAAUGUUUGAAAUGUUGGGGUCAGCAGUAUUUUCAUUCAACAAGAUCUUUAAAGUUCUGUCUAAAAAGCUGCCAUUAAUAGUGUAGUCAUGUGAUUUGAUGACUAUACUCAUGCACACGCCUUUUAUAAUCUAUUCAUAAAACCAGCAGAGUUUUAGAACUGUUCGACUGCUUUUGCGACCCUCUAUAAGACUUCGUAAGAAGACAUGUGGGCAUUUAUUUUAUAUAUAUAUAAUAUAUUUAUAAAAUAUAUAUAUAUAACUUUGGUUAAUUUAAACCACCACAAAGCCUUGUUCAAAUAAAAGAGUUUAAUAAACAAGGUUUUUAAACUAUGAUGAAAAUCUUUUGAUAAUUUUGGACCAUGUUUAAUUUAUGAUAAUAUUGCGCUGAAGAAUUGGGAAAGAGCAGAUGGUGUUGUCUCGUUUCAAUUGGGCAUAAAAAUCAGAGCCAUUUUACAUGCAAUGUCUUGUAUUUAUAUUAGCAUGCUAUCUUUUCUUGAGGUUAACAUCUUUGGUACGUUUACAGUAUAUGUCAUUAAUCGAUGUAUAAAUGAAAUCAACAUGUGCAGUAUAUUCAGUAUACGAUUGCAAAUGAUAUGAAUGUAAAGUUUUCAGUUUGACACAUUCUUUGUUAGUUUUAAGUCAAAUUUUGUACUGGAUAUUUGUCUAAAGUUAUGAGUGAGAGGAAGGAGACAGUAUUUAAGUGUGAUGCGUUGUCAAAUGUUGUUGAAGGUAAAUAACAUUUAAUGAGGAUUCUUGAAGAUAGGAACAGUGCCUUGUAGUUUGUUUUCAUGUUACUAUGCAUUUUAUGUCCAUCAUUGAGAUGUUGCUGAGAUGUUGAUAAAUUGUUUGUUUAUUAUUUUAUCAAUAGAACUUUCACAGCAUAAAUUAUGUGUUAAACGGAGAUUUAAAAUAAAGUUAUUUUACCGAA